AUGAGUACAGGAUCAUUCAUCAAUGCUAUGAGGAGAUUUUAUGCUAUUCGUGGUGAAGUCAAAGAAUUUAGAUCCGAUCGAGGUACCAAUUUUAUUGGCGCUGCCGACGCCCUACACAUGAAGGUCAUCAAUGUAGAGGACUCAGAAACGAUCUCAAUCUUGGAGGACCAUAGAACUGUGUGGAAAUUCAAUCCCCCUCAUGCGUCCCAUAUGGGUGGGGUAUGGGAGCGGCUUAUCGGAGUUGCGAGACGCAUUCUGGAUAACAUGCUCAGAAACCCAGCCAAUCAGAACCUUACUCAUGAAGUUUUGUCUACCUUAAUGGCAGAAGUCAGCGCAAUAAUCAACGCGAGGCCUAUCGUAUCAGUUUCCACUGACCCAAACUCACCGUUUAUUCUUACACCAUCAGUUCUGUUAACACAGAAGACUGGGACCAUGACACAGCAUCCUGUGGAGUUGGAUACUAAGGAGAUGUAUCGCUCACAAUGGAAAUACGUCCAGAUCCUGGCGAACACCUUUUGGAAACGUUGGAAAUCUGAUUACUUGUCAACUUUGCAGUCGAGACAGAAGUGGGAGUCCGUGAAUGAGAACUUGAAAGUCGGUGACAUCAUUCUCUUGCACGACCGAGAUGUACCUCGUAAUCAGUGGCCAUUAGGAGUGGUAUUGCGUGUGUUCCCUAGCGACGAUGGUUUGGUCCGAAAGGUGGAAGUACAGGUUGUUCGAGGAGAUGCAACGAUUGUAUAUGUUCGCCCUGUGUGUGAAAUUGUGAAACUCUUGUCUGUGUAA
Saccostrea cuccullata (small rock oyster) is the source of this 783-nucleotide messenger RNA. RefSeq lists its product as uncharacterized. The record is from RefSeq and is a predicted model, not a curated record. Lineage: Eukaryota; Metazoa; Mollusca; Bivalvia; Ostreida; Ostreidae. The transcript has a single exon. Gene Ontology annotation, molecular function: nucleic acid binding. The coding region runs from base 1 to 783 and encodes 260 amino acids.